ACCAUAUUUAAGAGAAUCUGAAAAGAAAAAAAAAACACUUCCUAAAAAAUUUGUUCAUUUGGAAUAGCGCGAGACCGUCUUGAUAUAUAUAUUGAUCGAUUCGGCGAAUACACUCUCGUUUGGUCCAAUUCGGGCUGAACCUCCUUCCAUCAUCAUCAAUAUGGGUAGUUCGGAACCCGGUUUCGAAGAUUUUCUUCACGACAAGAAGCGCGCUAGGAACCCUUUUGUCCCCGUUGGCGCGAUUAUUACUGCCGGUGUACUAACAGCUGGCUUAAUCAGCUUCAGACGAGGUAAUUCUCAGUUAGGCCAGAAGCUAAUGAGAGCUCGAGUGGUUGUCCAAGGUGCUACUGUGGCACUCAUGGUUGGCACUGCCUAUUAUUCUGGAGACAAUCCUUGGCAAAAGAAAUAGACUUUAAAUAGCUAACAAACACUCAAAGAAAAACUUUGUAAUGGCCUGGUUUCUUGUUGGUCUUAGUUUUGUUUCGCAAAGGGAAAAUUUGUUCUUUUGAGAAUGAUUUCUUUGAUCUGUUUCUUACUUUUGAAUUAUUUUAUUUCAAUGCAUAAGAAUUGAAUUCUUAUGGAUGUAGUGUACUUUAAUAUGUACAAUAGUUUUUUUUUUCAAUAAAGAAAAGGACUCUCACUUUCA
This is a messenger RNA of Lathyrus oleraceus (garden pea), 646 nucleotides long. RefSeq names its product RING-H2 finger protein ATL48. Bases 161 to 409 code for a protein of 82 amino acids. The transcript has 2 exons. The record is from RefSeq and is a predicted model, not a curated record. NCBI's taxonomy places the organism in Eukaryota, Viridiplantae, Streptophyta, Magnoliopsida, Fabales, Fabaceae.